CAUCGACCAACGAUGACAGACGGCCCCUCAUGUGUUGGUGAUUUGUACGUAGGCCUACAUAUCGACACUUAAUUCAACAUGAAGCCUGUUGAGGUUGCAUCUUCCGUGGCAGUUGGCAUUUUCUCAGCUGCAGGACUAGUCUGGGGGCUUCAGUACUACAGCAGGAAACGGCAAGCAGCAAAGAAGGCAUUUGGCCGUGAACUGAGGCAGGCAGAGUACUGUUUUGCUGAGGACUUCUGCCUGUGCAACAACGGCUCAUUUGCUGCCGUGCCUCGUCCAAUUCUACAACUGCAGCAAAGACUGAUUGCAGAGCGGGAGAGGAAGCCUGCGUUAUGGUACAGGAGGCAGUAUGAUCCCAAGUGGUUCCCAUCAGAAGGAGGACACAAUCGCUAUGCUCAAGCAGUUAUGGCCGUAGCCGAGUUUGUCGGUGCCAAAUCUGAAAAUCUGGUGCUUGUUGAAAAUACUACAACAGGAAUCAACUGUGUCUUGCAGAAUUUGCCAUUGACUAAAGGGGACAAGAUUCUUCUGACUACACACGGCUAUGGAUCUUUCAUCAAAACAGUUCAGUACGUUUGUGAAAAAACAGGUUCAGAGGCCGUUGUACUUGAGAUCCCCGUGCCCAUUGAAUCUGAGGAUGACAUCGUCAAGCUGUAUGCGGAUGCAUUAGAGCAACACAGCAACAUCAAAGUAGCUGUCAUAGACCAUAUCACAUGCCCAAGUGCAAUCCUGAUGCCCAUGGAGCGACUAGCUGCAUUAUGUCAACAGAAGGAUGUACUGGUCCUUGUUGAUGGCGCCCAUGCACCCGGACAAGUACCUCUCAAUCUGGAGCAGCUGCCUGUAGACUUCUAUGUCGGUAAUUUACACAAGUGGCUGUUCAGUCCAAGAGGUUGUGCCUUGUUAUGGGUACAUCCCAGCCAUCACGAUAGCAUCCGACAUGUGAUAACCUCACACAGUACGUAUGCGCCUACACUAAUGGAGAGGUUUUGUUUUAUUGGAACCCGGGAUAAUAUCCCCUACUACUGUGCAACUGCAGCCAUCAAGUUCCACCAUGACCUAGGUGGCCUGGAGGCUAUCACAGCAUAUAACGCCAGCCUAUGCGGCUGGGCCGCAGACAUGCUCGCCAAGGCUUGGAGCACAGAGCAGUUGGCCAUUCCAGCUCACAUGAGGGCGCCCUUCAUGGCUAUCGUUGCCGUCCCGGAGACCGAUGCCUACCCAGCGUGCCCUGAAAGUUGUGGCAAAUUGAUGGGGGCUGUGUUCUCUCACAGUGGAGUGAUUGCUGCAUUUUCACACUUCAAUGAGAGACUCUGGUGUCGACUUUCCAGUCAUGUUUAUAAUUGCCAGGAUGAUUACUAUAAACUUAGGGAUGCUGUGCUGCAAGUGAUGCAGAUAGACCAAUAAUUGAUAGGAAAGGCAUGAAUUGUAGAUAACACUUUAGAUUAGCUUUUCAUAAACUGGUACAGGGAAACGCCGCUAUAACGAACAUAGCAGGAUCCACAGAAAUUGAUCACAAUAGUUAUCAUUCGGUAUAGGGAUUUAAAGCUGCUAGUGUUUCGGUACUCACUUUUCAAUAAGUAGCGCCCUUCAGAACUUCACCCUGCACGCCCUGGUAGUUACUGAAAGACGACUUUGAACACGUGCCUACUAGUGAAUUAUGUAACUACUACAGAAAUGGGAGAGACUUUCCCCUUUUAUUCCUUUUGGAAAUAAUAGCCACUUGUCACUCUUCUUUUGACAUUGGUCAGCAACAGUGUUCAGUACGUUUUGUA
Molecule: messenger RNA, 1766 nt
Organism: Patiria miniata (bat star)
Lineage: Eukaryota; Metazoa; Echinodermata; Asteroidea; Valvatida; Asterinidae
Product: probable L-cysteine desulfhydrase, chloroplastic
Exons: 7
Coding region: 79-1398 (439 amino acids)
Source: RefSeq, a predicted model, not a curated record